AUGGCGUCAGACGUCCAGUACAAGACCAUUGAGAUCGACUCCGUGAAGAUUUUCUAUCGAGAGGCAGGAUCGGCCUCACUUCCAGGGCUUUUGCUUCUUCACGGCCACGCCUCUGCCUCACACACGUUUCGAAACAUCUUGGUGCAGCUCUCUGACACAUUCCAUGUUGUGGCGCCAGAUUAUCCAGGUUUUGGCAACUCUGAUCGGCCUGAGCCGAAGAAUUAUCCUUACACCUUUGCAAACAUUGCCAAUACUAUCGAUAAGUUCACCGAGCAGGUUGGUUUGACCAAAUACAGUCUAUACCUCUUCGACUUCGGAGCACCUAUCGGACUCAUCAUGGCUUCGAAGCAUCCCGAACGCAUCAGGGGAUUAUUCACGCAAUCUGGAAAUGCGUAUGUUGAGGGGCUGGCACCCGCAUUCGACGGCAUCAAGGCACUGUGGGCCGAUCCUGAGGACCCAGCAAAAGUUGAUGCUCUCAAACCUAUCUUUUCGCCCGAGGGCAUCGACUGGGCUUACAAACAUGGUGUAGAGCCGCCUUCUCGGGUCGGCCCCGAUGCGCCGGCUUUGGAUGCCUACUACACAUCUCGUGAAGGUGCGGUCGAUAUUCAGCUUGCCCUCUUGCGCGACUAUGAGAACAAUGUCAAGUCGUAUCCCGAGUGGCAGGCAUAUCUGCGAGAACACAAGCCAAAGGUCGUGGGAUUGUGGGGCAAGAAUGAUCCAUUCUUUGCCUCUCCCGGCGCAGAAGCUUUCAAGCGCGAUGUGCCAGAUGCAGACAUCAGUAUCAUCGAUGCUGGUCAUUUUCUCAAUGAGACUCAUCCGCAAGAGGUUGCCAAGGCACUCAAGAAGCUGCGUUGA
Molecule: messenger RNA, 855 nt
Organism: Fonsecaea erecta
Lineage: Eukaryota; Fungi; Ascomycota; Eurotiomycetes; Chaetothyriales; Herpotrichiellaceae
Exons: 1
Coding region: 1-855 (284 amino acids)
Molecular function (GO): epoxide hydrolase activity
Source: RefSeq, a predicted model, not a curated record